AUGCGCGCCACGUUUAAUUUCCGUUUUCCCAACCGACAAAAGCAGAAGGAGCCAUGCGAUGUGGUGGUGCGUGUUCUUGUGCCGGCCCCAGCGCAGCGACCCAAAGCGGUGUUGAACUUCUUUUUCAUGUGCACCGGUCAGCUGCCGUCGGGUGAGGUGCUGGACAGGUGCGGCGUGGCUUCGGAUGAAUUCUCAGCACUCUCAACGGGCGGGGAGCCGCUGAUAUCGGGACUGAAGCCCUUCGCGGAGAGCGCUGUUGUGCGCAUCGAGAAGGAUGUCAUGAUGGAGAUUGGCAGUAGCACGACGAAAACCAUUUUUGGCGGCUUUAUUGCGGACGAGCCACCACGGGAGACCACGCCACACCCUGCUACUAUCUCUUCGUCUCCAACGGUCACCUCCGCCCAUCCGGCGAUGGCUGCCAGAAUGCGGCAGCUUCGCGCAGGGGCGUUGCUCAUCGGCAACGUAGGGAUGCCAAACACAAACGGCAGCCGCUAUUACAUUCUUCUGCAGGAUGUUGUCACCGAGGCACAGCGCGAGGAAUUGGGCGUGUACCAGCCACUUGGCAUUGUCACCGCAGGGUUAGAGUCCCUGUGCGAGGCCUGUGCAUCCGCCGCAGUCCAGCCACGCACGCUUGCGCCUCUUCAGGCUGUGAAGAUGUGGGUGUCCGAAGUGUGCUUUCAACCUCAAGUAGCCGCUCCAACGCCGCAGAUGGAUCGACAGCCCGAAGAGGCAACGGUGGCAGCGCGAGAACGGAGGGACGGAACGGAAAGAGUCGCAGUGACACGCAUGGCGGGUCGUGCGCGUCGGCGUGAUGAGAUGGAAAUGGAGGAACAGGAUGAAGCGAGUGCGAGAGAUGCAGAAACCGGCGGAAACUCCACCACUGCGGCACAUGGGGGAUUUUUUAACCCCGCACUCAGCUUCCCGGCGCCGGCGGGUGACCAGAGCAGAGACCGCAACGGACCGCAGGCGAAGCGCAUGCGCACGGAACGCUACAUGACGGCCGUCGAUGGAACGACGGCGUUGCGCACAACAGCGGUGGAGCAGGCAGAUGGUGCACCGUUUGACUACUUUGCGGCGCAAGAGUCUGCAUUUCUCAACGACGUCGAAACCAUCGCUGCGACACAGGUGGCACGUCAACAACGGCGUGGCAAACAACAUGAACAGAAAACACGAAAGAAGAGGAGGCCUGUGGGAGAAGUUGGGCUGGGUCGAACAGUGAAUGCUGGUAGAAACACGAAGGGACUACAAAAUGCGUCAUCGGUGAAGAAGAAAAAAAGUCUGCCGCGUCGCUACUAA
Molecule: messenger RNA, 1296 nt
Organism: Trypanosoma rangeli
Lineage: Eukaryota; Euglenozoa; Kinetoplastea; Trypanosomatida; Trypanosomatidae
Product: putative cyclophilin 15
Exons: 1
Coding region: 1-1296 (431 amino acids)
Biological process (GO): protein peptidyl-prolyl isomerization
Molecular function (GO): peptidyl-prolyl cis-trans isomerase activity
Source: RefSeq, a predicted model, not a curated record